AUGCCUCUCGAGCACGAUGUUUCUUACACAGACACGUUUGGGACACGACAUUUUGCCUCUCGAGCACGACGUUUCUUACACAGUCACGUUUGGGACACGACGUUUUGCCUCUCGGGCAUGACGGACCAGAUAAAAUUGCUGGAUGCCGGACAACAAGUCACUUUUUAUGAGGCCGCGAUCCUUGAACAAAAAGUGCACAGACCACUUCAGAGUAGCCUACAAAUCGCCUUUAGAAACCUAUACUCCACCUUUAGAGUUAUUGCUACACCGAUAAAGACCAAACCUUUCAUUAGUUGA
This is a messenger RNA of Phycomyces blakesleeanus NRRL 1555(-), 297 nucleotides long. RefSeq lists its product as hypothetical. Bases 1 to 297 code for a protein of 98 amino acids. The transcript is spliced from 3 exons. Lineage: Eukaryota; Fungi; Mucoromycota; Mucoromycetes; Mucorales; Phycomycetaceae. The record is from RefSeq and is a predicted model, not a curated record.